This is a messenger RNA of Clarias gariepinus (North African catfish), 3784 nucleotides long. Its product is annotated as trichohyalin-like. Lineage: Eukaryota; Metazoa; Chordata; Actinopteri; Siluriformes; Clariidae. The coding region runs from base 188 to 2662 and encodes 824 amino acids. Gene Ontology annotation, molecular function: GTP binding. The record is from RefSeq and is a predicted model, not a curated record. The transcript is spliced from 8 exons.
ACUAGCAGAGGUUAUAAUUGAUAUUUUGUCAGUAUUAUAAAGCUUUCUUAUGGAAUUUUAUUAGUGAGUUUAGCACUGAGUUAGUGAUUUUGUCUUUUUCCUGCUGUCUAAGCUGGACAGUCAAUACAGAAUUAUGCUUAUGAUAGUUUUGAAGUAAAGUUUACAGUAGUGGCGUCAUGGUUGCAUAAUGGUUAGCACUGUGGCCUUGCACCUCCAGGGUCUCCUGGGUUUAAUUCCUGCCUUGGGUCUGUGUGCAUGGAGUUUGCAUGUUCUCCCUAACCUUGAUCCUUUAUCCGGGUUGUUGCGGAAACAAGGACGUCAUCAGGAAACAUCUUCUAUACAAAAGGAUGAAGGACCAAGUAGAAAGUUUUUUAUAAUAAAAACUGGAAAUACACUGAAUUCCCACAAGGACUUUCUAAGAAGUCUUAACAAACAAACACGGCUGCAGGAGGUGUUUAGAGUGGAUGAGUGCGAUUUUAUUCUGGGUUUCUGUCCUGUUGUGUCAAGAGCUGAAAUCGAUGUUGAAAGAGCACUGGACAAGCUUCAAAAUGUUUCAGACACCAAACUUACUGUUCUGGUGGUCCUUCAUCACACAUAUGAUCCAGAUUGUAUUGUACAAGACAGCAACAGAACUGUAAAUUUUUAUUGCAAAAUAAAUACUAUCGCAGUCGACUGUCUUUUUCAUGAGGAUGUGGGAUUACUGCAGUGUCAUAAGAAUGACGAAUCACUGUUCACAACAUCAACAUAUAUAAAAUCUCUGCAUAUACAAGCAAUGCUCAGAGAGGUAAAAGAAAAAUGUGGAGAAACAAAAAGGAAGCUAGAAAAGAAUCAGAUGGAGUUGAAAGACAAAGAGAGACAACUAGAGAGUGUGAUCAAAGAGCUGGAAACCAGUAAAAACAAACUGAUAGAAAGAGACAAACAGCUUCAGGAGAAAGACAGACUUCUAAUGGAGAAAUCAGAAACACUGGAGAUGAAAGAACGAGACGCUGCACUGGAACAGAACGAGACGCUGCUCAAACAGAUUCAAACUAAAUUUGAUGAAACAGUUAAGAAAUUAGAAGACAGUCAGCAACACAUGGAGCAGAAAAACACACAACUGGAGAAUAUGCACAAACUGGAGACACUGGGACAGGAGCUCCAGGACAAGAAGAGACAACUACAGGAGAUGAUGAUCGUACUGGAGCAACAGGAAACUGAGUUAGCAGAAAAAAUCAAACAGUUUAAAGAGAGACUUCUACCUGAGAGAGAGACGCAGCUAAUGAAGAGAGACAAGCAGCUUCAGGAACAAACAGAUCCAGAAUCAUCAGCCGCCAUCAGGAGAAGAAACAGCAAGGAAGUGUUACAUCCAAAAAUGAGUGGAGAAUUGUCUAGUCCACAUUCUCCUCUGUCGGUUCCUGUAGCAGAACUGAGGCUGGUGCUGCUGGGGAGGAUGGGGUCUGGGAAGAGUACAGCAGAAAACACCAUCCUGAGCAGAGAAGAGAGGAACCAGGCUGCUGCAUCUACAUCUACAUCCACACAGGGGGAGGUGGCUGGGAGGAAGGUGACUGUGGUGGACACUCCUGACUGGUUCUCUCCUAAACUCUCUCUGGAGAGGCUGAGACAGGAUGUGGGACUCUGUGUCCAUCUGUCUGCUCCAGGACCCCACGCCUUCCUCCUGAUCAUACCUGUAAAGCAGCCUAAAGGAGAGGAGAGAGGGAUGCUGGAAAAAAUGGAGGAGAUUUUUGGAGAGAGAUGUUGGAGAAACACCAUGAUCAUAUUCAGUGUUACUAAUAAAUCUGAGAAGGAGAACAUUGAGGAGUUUAUCCAAUCAGGAGACCAAGAGGUUCAGAGACUUGUAGAGAAAUGUGAGAACAGGUUUCACUGUCUUAACAUUAAGGAGAGUGGAGAUGGUUCUCAGGUCUCAGAGCUCCUGGAGAAGAUAGAGAAGAUGAUGGAAAGAAACAGAGAGAAAUUCUACAGCAGUGAGAUCUACCUGGAGACAGAAUCUCAGAUUAGAGCGAUGGAGAUUAAGAUCCUACAGGAAAGAGAAGAGAAAAGGAUGAGAGAGGAGAUGGAAGUGAAGGGAAAAAUAGACACUGAGGUGCAGGACUCUCUGAGAAAGAUAGAGGGAGUGAUCCAGGAGCAUGAAGGAGACAUUAGACAACUGAAUGAUCGAACAACUGAACUGGAGAGAAAGAUGAAAGAAGAGAGAGAUGAAGAGAAAAAGAGAGAACUUGAAAGGGAGCUGAAACAAGAAGUAGAGAGAAGGGCAGAAAUGGAGAAAAAGGUAAAGAAACUAAAAGAAAAGAGAGAGAGGGAGAGGAGAGAGAUGGAGGAGAGGCACCAACAGGAGAUGGAGGAGAUCAGGGAAGUGUAUGAAGGAGAGGUCAGGAUGGAGACAGAGAGAAACCUUAUGAAGAUCAUCCUGCCUGAACUCCAGAGAAACAUGUUGGCCUCAAAAACAAAGAUGCAGGAAGAGUUCAGCAGACAGAUGGAGGAGAAGAACAGAGAGCUGGAGACUCUUAAACAUAAACUAUCAGAUCUCACAGAGACUUACAGUCUGCUUGAAGAGGUUUAUGAGGAAACUGUGAGAAGCAGCUCAGAGUCCGAGAGAGCAGCUGUAACAGAAGAGAUGUCAAAGGGAAUUUUUCAGACAUUUACAGAGUAUUUUUUCACUGGGUAACAGAGUUUAUCAAGCCACAGACACUCACCAAGUCAGAUAUGAAGGGUUUCAGCCUGGUAUUGUGGACAGGGCCAGACCAUGACAAAAAAAAUCAGCCUUGGCUUUUUUGAUCCAGGAGACCCACCACUACAAUCCAGAUUUGGUCCAGUCAUACACCGCCUACACCAGUGGUUCUCAAAGUGUGGGGCGCGCCCCACUAGUGGGGAAUACAGACAUGACAGGUGGGGCGCAAUGAACGGGAGGGAAUUAGUGGAAAAUAACAGGAAAGUACCUAUUCUAAUUCAUGCUUUUCUUUAUUGAUUUAUUUAUUCUUCAUUUUCUUUAUCGGACACUCGAAACUAAAUAAUGACACACAAACAAAUGGAUCAUUAAUACAAGUAAAUUAAAAUAACAUCAGAGAAAAAGUGGAACCAGAGUGCAACAAUAACGGUUUAACGUCGGCAUGUUAAUUGCAGAGGAACAAUAUAUAAGGAAACAUUCGGUAUUAUAUAUUUAAUUUCAUUUAUUCCAAUGUGUAUGCUGAUGUUUCUGUAUUUUUGUUAAACAUUAAUAUUUUGUCAGGCAGUACUAGUCUGGCAUUUCUAGUUUCCAGUGUGGUAACAAAGUUGCUUUUUGAUCCUUCAGGCGCUGAACAGAAGGGAAGAUCAAUAUCGUUCUACGCUUUUUGUUGGUGUGCGGCAUUUUGCGAUGAUCCCUAAAUCAUUCGUUGCGCCGUACAGAAUAAUGGUGUUUAUGCUUUUAAACAUGUAUAAUUUAAGGCGGAUGUAGCUUAAACACAAUGUAGAGAGGAAAUAUAUGUGGGUAUCUUAUUUGCGGGUUUAUUUACGCAGCUAUUGAAUUCGGAGAUGUGAAUAUCAAACUAACUUUACCGCGGACACAAACAGGUGUUAUGCGCUAAAAUGCCCCCCUGCCACGGAUUGCCCCCCUACAUAAUCUCUAUUAAAUAUUAUAUUAGGACAUUCAAAGGUUUAUUAUUAUCGAAUAUAUUAUUACUAUUACAAUUAACCCUAGGCAUGUGACACUCGUCGAGACGAUUAAUACAAAUCCCCAAAAAUGAUUUAUUUUAUGGCACAUUUAUUUUGUAGGGGUUUGUCAAUAUACAAAUAACAAAUUAUUUAUCAC